Messenger RNA from Rubroshorea leprosula, 996 nucleotides. The record is from the annotation of a GenBank genome assembly. Lineage: Eukaryota; Viridiplantae; Streptophyta; Magnoliopsida; Malvales; Dipterocarpaceae.
AGGGACGUAUCUGAAAAAAAAAAUUUUGGAUAAGGGAAAUCGGAGAAGAUAACAAAGCAGCCAGAGUAUUUAGGGAAUGAAUAUGAACCACAUCCACUGAUGAUCCACUCCGCUCCCAAGAUGGCCAUGGCCACGCUACGUUCUCCCUCACCCAUUCUCUCCUCCACCACCAAACCCAAAACCCCACAAACACAAGUCCCACUCUGCAUCAAAUCACCAGGAUCGCUCAAGGCCACAUUGGCGACCAGCCUAGCCACCGCCACUCUCCUCCUAACCCCCUUUCCGAAUCCCUCCCUUUCCCUGCCCCCCUCAUCAGAAACACCGUCCUACACCAUCUACUACGGCACAGCAGCCAGCGCCGCUAAUUAUGGAGGAUACGGGGGAAAUUCCGACAAGAAAGCGUCGGCGGAGUACGUGUACGAUGUCCCAGAUGGAUGGAAAGAACGACUGGUGUCCAAAGUGGAAAAGGGGACUAACGGAACGGAUAGUGAAUUCUACAAUCCGAAGAAGAAGCAGGAAAAGGAGUACUUGACAUUCUUGGCAGGAUUCAGACAACUGGCCCCCAAAGAUGUGGUUUUGAAUAAUCUGGCGCUGUCGGAUGUGGAGCUGCAAGAUUUGAUUGCAGGAGCAGAGAGUCUGGAAUCGGAGGAGAAGAAAGAUGAAAAUGGGCAGAUUUAUUAUGUGUACGAGAUUGAUGGGGUUGGAAAACACAGUUUGAUAUCGGUUACUUGUGCAAGGAACAAGCUUUAUGCUCAUUUUGUGAAUGCACCCAUGCCCGAGUGGAACCGUGACCAAGACACCUUGAGGCAUCUUCAUCAAUCCUUCAAGACUGUUGGCAACGCCUCCUCUUGAUGCUUGACUCUUUUCAUGUUGUACUAGCUAGUAGUUAUAGUAUUGUAUUAGUUUUAAAAAUUGAGCUCAAUUUUGUUUCAACAGCAAUGCAUUUCGAAUGGAGUUUCUAGUACAAACAAUUAAUAAUAUAUCAUAUAACCAAGA